Messenger RNA from Capsicum annuum, 1401 nucleotides. Its product is annotated as glutelin type-D 1. The transcript has 3 exons. NCBI's taxonomy places the organism in Eukaryota, Viridiplantae, Streptophyta, Magnoliopsida, Solanales, Solanaceae. Bases 174 to 1244 code for a protein of 356 amino acids. Gene Ontology annotation, molecular function: nutrient reservoir activity. The record is from RefSeq and is a predicted model, not a curated record.
UAAUUCUGUUCUAUCACGAACUUAAUUUUAUUUAAUCCUUAUCUACGGAAUUUUGGUGUUAAAUCUCUCCCCUAUAAAUACUAAACUCUUAUUGGUUUUACAGUCAUACUAAUUUUCUUCUCUGUUUUUGCUGUUUUUUACUCUUAACUUUUUUUAGUGAGAUUUUUGUAAAUAUGGAUAUUGAUCUUACACCAAAGUUGGCAAAGCAAGUUUAUGGAGGAGAAGGUGGUUCAUAUCAUGCAUGGUGUCCUAGUGAGUUACCCAUGUUGAAAGAAGGCAAUAUUGGUGCUGCUAAACUUGCUCUUACCAAGAAUGGCUUUGCUUUUCCUCAUUACUCUGAUUCUGCUAAGGUUGCUUAUGUUCUUCAAGGUUCUGGAGUUGCUGGAAUUGUUCUCCCUGCCAAAGACGAAAAGGUGAUUCCCAUUAAGAAGGGGGAUGCCAUUGCCCUUCCUUUUGGUUUUGUAUCAUGGUGGUAUAACAAAGAGGACACUGAACUUGUGGUUCUCUUCCUUGGUGACACUAAAACUGCACACAAGGCUGGUUCAUUCACUGACAUGUACUUGACGGGAUCCAAUGGAAUUUUCACUGGUUUCUCAACGGAGUUUGUUAGCAGGGCAUGGGAUGUAGAUGAGAGUGUGGCUAAGACUCUAGUUAGCUCCCAGACUGCUAAGGGCAUUGUGAAGCUUGAUGCAGGCUUCCAAAUGCCUGAGCCUAAGCAAGGCGACAGGGAUGGCAUGGUUCUCAACUGUGAGGAAGCCCCAUUGGAUGUUGAUAUCAAGGGUGGUGGAAAGGUGGUUGUUUUGAAUACCAAGAACUUGCCAUUGGUUGGCCAAGUUGGAACUGGUGCUGAUCUUGUUAGGUUGAAUGGAAGUGCUAUGUGCUCUCCCGGUUUUUCGGUUGAUUCAGCUCUUCAGGUCACUUAUAUUGUCAGAGGCGGUGGCCGUGUUCAGGUUGUUGGCCCUGAUGGUAAGCGUAUUCUUGAAGCACACCUCAAAGGUGGUAACCUGUUCAUUGUUCCGAGGUUCUGUGUUGUUUCCAAAAUUGGUGAUCCUGAUGGCAUGGAGUGGUUCUCCAUCAUCACUACUCCCGAUCCAAAGUUCACUGACUUGGCUGGGAAGGUUUGCCCAUGGAAGUCUCUAUCCCCACAAGUGCUGCAGGCUGCUUUCAAGGUUUCACCAGAUGUACAAAAGCAAUUCAGCUCCAAGAGAAAUGAAGAACUGACUUUCUUCCCACCCUCAAACUGAUUGAUUGACCAAGUUUCCGUCCUUUAAACUUAGUAAUAAUAAGAGAGUAGUAUUAGAGGUUUAGGAAUUGUGGUUACUGUUCUAGAUUUCCUUGUGGUGUUCGGAACAAGUAUCUUUGCGGCUCUUCAUUUUUAAUACUAAUCCCUAGUUUGAUUGA